AUGAAUCAACACAAUUCAAAACCGGUCCAUUCAUCAUCAUCAAACAUUAUCAACACAGUUCAACCUACGUCAUCUUGUUCAUUGCCAAGAACUGUUUAUGCUCAUCGACUGCAAACUUAUUCACCGGUAACAUUUACACACAAAAAAGAAUAUUGUAACAAUGAAGUUGUCACAUCAAUUUAUACUUUAUGGAAUUUUUUACCAAAAAUUAUUUAUGAACAAUUACAUUAUAUGUCGAAUAUAUUUUUUAUUCUAGUUGCAAUUUUACACAUGUUUGCUGAUGGUGCCACAUCGGUAUUUGCAAUUAUUGGUCCAUUUUCAUUUGUUUUCUUAGUGACAUUAUUAAAAGAUGGCAUUUUUGAUAUAUUACGACAUUAUCAAGAUAAACAAAUUAAUGAAAGAAAAUUUCCAGUGAUGCAAAUUAAUUUAGAAACAAAUGAAAUUUAUUGGAAAUUAACUAAAUCAAAAUUUAUUCAUGUUGGUGAUGUGAUUUUAUGUAAAAGUAAUGAAGAAUUUCCAUGUGAUUUAAUUUUAUUAGCAACAAGUAGUAAAGAUUGUUCAUGUCGUAUAACUACAGCAAAUUUAGACGGUGAAAGUACCAUUAAAACACAUUAUUCAAUAUUCAAUACACAAAAUAUCUAUGAACAUUAUUUCAAUGAUUCCGUAACUUAUAAAUUUAAUGAACAAACUGAUCAAUUAUUGAAAUCAUUAUUUAUUAAAAUUGAUUGUCAACAACCAAAUGAAGAUUUUACUAAUUUUCAAGGUUGUAUUACAACAACAUCUAUGAUCAAUGAUCAAAUUAUACAACCAUUAACAUUACAAAAUAUUUUAUAUAAAGGUGCUAAAUUAAAAAGUACAAAAUAUAUUAUUGGUUUAGUUGUUUAUACUGGUAAAGAUACAAAACUUAUAUUAAACUCGAAAAAAGUUAUACGUAAAUAUAGUUCACGUGAAAGUAAAGCUAAUGAAAUUCUAUUAAUUUUUAUGAUUAUUAUGAUUGGAUUUUGUAUUAUCUUUUCAAUAUUAACACGAACAUGGUCAAUGAUGAAUUUAACAAAUCCAUUUAUUCCAACACAAAAUUUUAAAAAUUGGACACAAGUUAAAGGUGUUUUUCGAUUUUUAUUUAUAUUAAAUUAUUUAAUACCGAUUUCAUUAAUUAUUACUAUAGAAAUUCAACAAAUUACUGCUGCUUAUUUUGUAUCAGCUGAUAUCAAUUUAUAUGAUUCAGAACAAGAUAUUGCGACUAAAUCAAAUACACCACAAUUAGUUGAUGAAUUAGGUCAAGUGAAUUAUUUAUUCAGUGAUAAAACUGGAACAUUAACACAAAAUGAAAUGAGUUUACAUACAAUAGCUAUUUUAAAUACAAAUAAAAUAUAUGUAUUUAAUGAUAGAAAAUUUCAAAAUACCACUCAUGCCAUUGAUGAUCAUUAUAAUCAAACAAACAAACACAUUCAAUUAAAACAAAUUUCACAAAAAACAAAUAAAUUUGGUCAUAUUGGCAUGAUUUAUGAAAAACUAAACGGAUUACAACAACAACAUGAAUAUUAUGAAGAUAAUCUUGGAUUUAUUUCAUCCUCUGAUUCAGAAGUCGAUGAAGAAGAUGACAAUGAAUUGACACAACAAACUGUAUUUAAUGAUAUAUUUCAAUCGAAAAAGAAUGUUACUAUAUCAUCAUCCAAUGAAUAUUCUAGUCAAGUAGUGCAUACUAAAGAAAUGCCUAAUGAAUUAUUAACUUGUCUUACAAUACUAGCACUAUGUCAUACAGUAGAAGUUAAUGAAGAGGAUGCAGAAAAACAAAUUAUCAUAGGCGAAAAUGUUUGUAUGGAUAAUUUUUAUCAGGCAACAUCACCAGAUGAAAAAGCACUCGUUAUAGGUGCAGCAAAACUCGGUGUUAUAUUUAUGGGUACAUCAGUCAAUGAGAAUAGUUCAGCGUCAAGAACUUAUCGUAUAGAAUAUGAUCAAUGUUUGCGAAAUGGUUCUGAUCAACCUGAAAUUAUGGAAUAUUCUAUUGAUGCCAUUCUAGAGUUUGACUCAUUUCGAAAACGUAUGAGUAUUAUGGCUAAACAUCCUGAUGGCACGUAUCAUAUUCAUAGUAAAGGUGCUGAAUCAAGUAUUUUUAAGAUAAGUAAUUUCUCAAAUGAGAAUGCACAUCAUUUAGCUAGUAACUAUGUUACACAAUUUGCUAUCGAUGGAUUACGUACUUUGGUUUAUGCAACUCGUCAAGUAGAUUUUGAAGAAUAUCAUCAAUUGCUCAAUGAAUUUUAUCAAGCUAAAUCAUUGGUUGGUUCACAGCGUAAUGAUGCAUUGAAAGAAAUUUAUUCAAAAAUUGAAUAUAAUUUACAAGUAGUUAGUAUUACAGGAGUUGAAGAUAAACUUCAACCUGGUGUUCAUGAAUGCUUGAAAAAUCUUCGUGAAGCUGGAAUUCAAGUUUGGGUAUUAACAGGAGAUAAAGAAGAGACAGCAAUUACUGUUAGUCGUUCCGCUGGACAUUUUACACCAAAUAUGAGUUUAGUUCAUUUAACAGAUUGUGAAGAUUAUCUCAGUUUUACUUAUAAACUAUUUCAUUAUUUGGAAGAUUUAAAAAUUCGUCGAAAAAAAAGAAAUUUUAAAAGAAAAAUGAAAAUAUUUUUUGAAAAACCAAUAAACGCUUUAAAAAUGAAAACUUAUUCAAAGAAUAAACCAAAAGUUGAUUUUGCUUAUCAAACUAAUUCCUCGGAUGAAAAUUAUACAUUUGAUAAUUUAAAAAAAUUGUUUACAAGUAAAAGACCAUUACAAAUUGAAAUAGAUCCACCACGUUUUAGACAUUCAAAAAGACCAGGCUCAGAUGGUGAACCAAUGGCGCUGGUAAUAGAUGGUAAAAGUUUACGAUUUGCACUAGAUCCUGCUCUAAGAAGAAAAUUUCUAGAUUUAUGCUUGCACUUAACAACUGUGCUAUGUUGUCGUAUGACACCACUUCAAAAAGCAUCAAUUGUACAACUUGUACGGUCAGGUUUGUCAGACUUUGGUAUUCCACCGAUUACAGCUGCUAUAGGUGAUGGUGGCAAUGAUGUUGCCAUGUUAUUACAAGCUAAUAUUGGCAUAGGUAUAUAUGGUAAGGAAGGAAAAGAAGCUGUACGUGCUUCAGAUUAUGCUAUACCACAGUUUAGACAUUUACAACGUCUUCUGUUGGUGCAUGGACAUCGAACUAAUCAUCGAUUAUGUUUAACAAUGAAUUUAUUCUAUCAUAAAUGUGUUGCAUUUGUAACAACACAAGUUUUGUAUACAUUUUAUAGUGGUUUGUGA
Messenger RNA from Schistosoma turkestanicum, 3279 nucleotides. The record is from the annotation of a GenBank genome assembly. Lineage: Eukaryota; Metazoa; Platyhelminthes; Trematoda; Strigeidida; Schistosomatidae.